Molecule: messenger RNA, 2222 nt
Organism: Hirundo rustica (Barn swallow)
Lineage: Eukaryota; Metazoa; Chordata; Aves; Passeriformes; Hirundinidae
Gene: SLC38A12
Product: transmembrane protein 104
Exons: 11
Coding region: 215-1711 (498 amino acids)
Source: RefSeq, a predicted model, not a curated record
UUGAGGGCGGCCCAGUGUGGGGACAGCGGUGGGGACCUGCACGGGGACACGCUGUCACCGUCCGCGUCCUGGAGUGUCCGUUGUCUUGCUGCUUGCUUUGGUUUACCAAGCUUGGCUUCAGUGGUUUUAGCCGAGGUUAAAGGCCACAGAAGUUGAAAAAACCCUCCCAAAAAUACCCUUCUGGCUUUGCUCUGGGGUUUCCCUCCAUCUCCCAAUGGCUGGUGGCAUCACUGACACCGGAGAGCUUUACUCUCCCUAUGUUGGCCUGGUGUACAUGUUCAACCUCAUCGUUGGAACGGGAGCCCUGACCAUGCCCAAGGCUUUUGCCACAGCAGGGUGGCUUGUCAGCCUCAUCCUCCUGAUGUUCCUGGGGUUUAUGAGCUAUAUGACUACAACCUUUGUGGUGGAAGCCAUGGCUGCUGCAAACGCCCAGCUGAGAUGGAAGAGAAUGGAAAAACACAAGGAGGAUGAUGAAGAUGAGGAUUCUUCCUCUGGAGUGUCUGACAGUGAUGUUCUCCUCCAAGAUGGCUACGAACGAGCAGAGACGCGGCCUAUCCUGUCAGUUCAGAGACGUGGCUCAGCCAAUAUCUUUGAAAUCACUGAGAGGGUGGAAAUGGGACAGAUGGCUUCCAUGUUCUUCAAUAAAGUGGGUGUCAACCUCUUCUAUUUCUGUAUAAUUAUCUACCUCUAUGGAGAUCUGGCAAUCUAUGCAGCAGCGGUGCCAGUCUCCCUAAUGCAGGUGACCUGCAGUGUCACUGGCAACCAUUCUUGCAGUGUUGGAGAUGGCACGAAGUACAACGACACAGACAAGUGCUGGGGGCCAAUUCGAAGGAUUGAUGCUUACAGGCUGUAUCUGGCAGCAUUCACGCUCCUCCUGGGUCCUUUCACCUUCUUCAAUGUGCAGAAGACCAAGUAUCUUCAAAUCAUGACGUCCCUCAUGAGAUGGAUAGCUUUCAUCCUCAUGAUUAUUCUGGCCCUCAUCCGCAUCAGCAGAGGCCAAGCCGAAGGUCACCCAUCCAUGGCCCAGCUGUCGGGCAUCCGCAAUCUGUUUGGGGUGUGCGUCUAUUCCUUCAUGUGCCAGCACUCCCUGCCAUCUCUCAUCACCCCCAUUUCCAAGAAGAAGCACGUCAACAAGCUUGUGCUGCUUGAUUACAUCCUGAUCCUGGCAUUCUACAGCCUCCUGUCCUUCACUGCCAUUUACUGCUUCCGCAACGACACCCUCAUGGACAUGUACACGCUCAACUUCACCAACUGUGAGAUCAUCAGCGUGGCCUUCAUUCGGUACUUCCUGGGCCUCUUCCCGGUCUUCACCAUCAGCACCAACUUCCCCAUCAUCGCUGUGACCCUGCGCAACAACUGGAAGACCCUUUUCCACAGAGAAGGGGGCACCUACCCGUGGGUGGUGGAUAGGAUUGUCUUUCCUGCCAUCACGCUGAUUCCCCCAGUGCUGGUGGCUUUCUGCACCCACGAUCUGGAGUCCUUGGUGGGGAUCACGGGAGCCUAUGCCGGGAAUGGGAUCCAGUAUCUCAUCCCAGCUUUCCUCGCAUACUGCAGUCGGAAAGACACUCAGCUGGUCUUCGGCAGCGGGACGGUGAACAAGCACCUCUCCCCUUUCCGGCACAGCUUCUGGAUUGUGUUCGUGCUUAUUUGGGGUUUCUCUUGCUUUGUAUUUGUGACUGCAAACAUUGUCCUGAGUGAGUCAAAGCUCUGAUGAGGGUUAGCAGCCCACUCUGUCUGGAGCUCUAAAGCCUCCAGCAUUUCAGCUCGCCCCCUGGAACUGUGCAGUGAGGGGGAGAGGCAGUAUGAAGGGAAGUUUCCAGGCUGUUGGCUUGGUGACACAGACUUUCUUCACUCCAGUUUGGGUGUGGACAGAGCCUUGUUAUCGUUCUGGUUUUCAGACAAAGCCCUGGGGCUGAGCCCUUGGCAGCCUGCAUCCUUAACCAGUGUCCAGCCAUUCCUGUUUGGUUCUGUCAGAGCAGUACAUUCUCUGUCUGUCUCUCUGUGGUUCUCUGUGUGCUGCAGGUCUCGGCACACAGGAGAGAGACAGCCUUGGCUGUAUCACUAAACGUCCCUUCUCCCAAAGGCAGAAAUGUGCUGUGCAGAAUCCAGCAGGAGUUUGGGAUAACUGAGUCUCUUCUUUCUGUUGAGACUCCUUCAGACCAACCUCCUGUGCCAGCUGAAGGAAAACAUAAGGGUGGAAAUAGACCUAAUUCAGAAGGAAA